AUGCCUUCCGCAGAGUCAAAACCGAGGACCUUGUACGAUAAGGUCUUCGAUGACCACAUUGUCAAUCAGCAAGAUGAUGGCACCUGCCUGCUUUACAUCGAUCGCCACCUUGUUCACGAGGUGACCUCACCCCAGGCUUUCGAGGGCCUCAAGAAUGCCAGCCGUGGCGUCCGUCGACCGGAUUGCACCCUGGUGACUGUCGAUCACAACAUUCCCACCAGCUCCCGCAAGAACUUCAAGAAUGCCGAGGAAUUCAUCAAAGAGAAUGACUCGCGCCUUCAAUGCACUACCCUCGAGCAGAACGUGAAGGACUUCGGCCUCACCUACUUCGGCAUGGGCGACAAGCGUCAGGGUAUUGUCCACAUCAUUGGCCCUGAGCAAGGCUUCACCCUGCCAGGAACCACCGUCGUCUGCGGUGACAGCCAUACCUCCACACACGGUGCUUUUGGUGCCCUGGCUUUUGGUAUCGGUACCAGUGAAGUUGAGCACGUCCUCGCGACCCAGACCCUCCUGACUCGCCGAAGCAAGAACAUGCGUAUCCAGGUCGAUGGCCAGCUUCCUCCGGGAGUCACCUCCAAGGACGUUGUCCUCCACAUUAUCGGUGUCAUUGGAACUGCUGGUGGUACCGGCGCCGUCAUUGAAUUCUGCGGAUCUGUCAUCCGCGGACUCAGCAUGGAGGCUCGUAUGUCCAUGUGCAACAUGUCUAUCGAGGGCGGUGCUCGCGCUGGUAUGAUUGCUCCGGAUGAGAUCACGUUUGAGUACCUCAAGGGCCGUCCUCUGGCUCCCAAGUACGGCAGCGCUGAGUGGAACAAGGCGGUCAACUAUUGGUCUACCCUCAAGUCUGAUGUGAACGCCAAAUACGAUGCCGAGGUCUUCAUUGAUGGCAAGGAUAUCGUCCCUACUAUCUCCUGGGGUACCUCCCCUCAGGAUGUCGUUCCGAUCACCGGUGUCGUUCCUGGCCCCGAUGAUUUCGAAGACAAGGACCGCAAGGCUUCUUGCAAGCGUGCCCUUGAGUACAUGGGUCUCACUGCCGGUACCCCCAUGAAGGAGAUUCCCGUGGACAAGGUUUUCAUCGGAUCUUGCACCAACGCUCGUAUUGAGGAUCUGCGUGCCGCCGCUAAGGUUGUCAACGGCAAGAAGAUUGCCCAGAACAUCAAGCGUGCAAUGGUUGUUCCUGGAUCAGGCUUAGUCAAGGAGCAGGCCGAGGCGGAGGGUCUCGACAAGAUCUUUACUGAUGCCGGGUUUGAGUGGCGUGAAGCUGGUUGCUCCAUGUGCCUGGGCAUGAACCCAGACAUUCUUUCCCCUAAGGAACGUUGUGCCAGUACCUCCAACCGUAACUUCGAGGGUCGCCAGGGUGCCCAGGGUCGUACUCACCUGAUGUCUCCUGCCAUGGCUGCUACUGCGGCUAUUGUUGGUACUCUUGCUGAUGUCCGCGAACAUGUUGUUGCUAGCCCUGUCACCGCCAAGGUCCAGCCUUAUGUCGACAUUCAGCCCGAGGCCGCCGAGUCCCCCGAGACCGAAGAUGAGCUCGACCGCGUGCUUGACCUCCCCGCUGAUAACGAGCCCCACACCAACUCCUCUGCUGGCGGCAGCAGUACCGGACUUCCCAAGUUCACCUCCCUGAAGGGCAUCGCCGCUCCUCUAGACCGUGCCAAUGUUGACACUGAUGCCAUCAUUCCCAAGCAGUUCUUGAAGACCAUCAAACGCACUGGCUUGGGAUCCGCUGCCUUCUACGAACUUCGCUUCAACCCCGAUGGCCAGGAAAACCCAGAUUUCAUCCUCAACCAGGGCAUUUACCGUAACUCUAAGAUUCUCGUGGUCACUGGCCCUAACUUUGGCUGUGGUAGCUCGCGCGAGCACGCUCCCUGGGCUUUGCUGGACUUUGGUAUCAAGAGUAUCAUUGCUCCUUCCUUUGCCGAUAUCUUUUUCAACAACACCUUCAAGAACGGCAUGCUCCCCAUCGUCGUUUCCGACGAGGUCGCUCUGAAGAAGAUUGCCGAUGAGGCUCGCGCAGGCCGCGAGGUCGAGGUUGAUCUUCCCAACCAAGAGAUCAAGGACGCCGAGGGCAACAAGAUCGUCAGCUUCGAUGUUGAUGCUUUCCGCAAGCACUGCCUUGUAAACGGCCUUGAUGAUAUUGGUCUAACUCUUCAGAUGGAGUCCAAGAUCCGCUCUUUCGAGACUAAGCGGACUCUUGAGACCCCCUGGCUGGAUGGCAGCGGGUAUCUUCGCCGUGGCAACCGUGGCGCCACCAAGAUUGAGGCCGCUCCCGUGCCCAAAACCAACCGUGGCGAUGUUAAGACUGAGCCGCUUGAGUGGUAA
This is a messenger RNA of Penicillium macrosclerotiorum, 2319 nucleotides long. It is a transcript of the gene luA, whose product is annotated as 3-isopropylmalate dehydratase LEU1. The coding region runs from base 1 to 2319 and encodes 772 amino acids. Gene Ontology annotation, biological process: L-leucine biosynthetic process. The record is from RefSeq and is a predicted model, not a curated record. Gene Ontology annotation, cellular component: 3-isopropylmalate dehydratase complex. The transcript is spliced from 3 exons. Lineage: Eukaryota; Fungi; Ascomycota; Eurotiomycetes; Eurotiales; Aspergillaceae. Gene Ontology annotation, molecular function: 3-isopropylmalate dehydratase activity; 4 iron, 4 sulfur cluster binding.